Thelazia callipaeda (thelaziosis nematode) is the source of this 633-nucleotide messenger RNA. NCBI's taxonomy places the organism in Eukaryota, Metazoa, Nematoda, Chromadorea, Rhabditida, Thelaziidae. The record is from the annotation of a GenBank genome assembly.
AUGGCAACGAGUUGGAAUCUUGUAAGUGAAACGCUGUUAUCCUGCCGUCGACAAGUGGAGAAUGCCACUCAUGUGAGGAAGGAUGAUCAGAGGGGCGAUGACGAAGCUUAUAAACGAAUAAUUAGCAAUCCUGCAUCAAGACAUUUGAGUAGUCGCUCCGAAGAUUACGAUGAUAUUCGAUAUCAGUUGCUAGAGAGGAGACUUAGUGAUAUUGAAAGUCAUCUGGAGAAGAUGGAAAAUAAAAUCAACAAUAGCCUUGAACAGAUUUUGAGGGUUCUCAUUCCGGAAAAUGCUCAAAGUAACUCGUCGCCCGGACGUUCAUCCAAAGAUACAUCCACCCGAACGAUUUACUCAUCUCGUAGUGCCUCAGGAACUCAUCUAUUCAGGUUAGGGAACAGACGUGAAGAACUGAUGCCAAUAUCAAGAUUGCAAAGCAGUGUUACCGAAACCGAUGACAUUGACAGUCCAUUUAUUGGUAUCAGUUACGCUCUUCCUGCACCGCCACCAACGAGCACUUUGCGAUCAUCACAGCCUCGCAGGUCACCUCGUCCCUCGUUGAUACUUUCCACCUCCAGUCACUCAACACCAACCAAGUCUGAUCUUUCACCUGAUGACACGGACACUUUGUUAUAG